Molecule: messenger RNA, 378 nt
Organism: Fusarium fujikuroi IMI 58289
Lineage: Eukaryota; Fungi; Ascomycota; Sordariomycetes; Hypocreales; Nectriaceae
Exons: 3
Coding region: 1-378 (125 amino acids)
Source: RefSeq, a predicted model, not a curated record
AUGCAACACUGGUACCAACGAGCGCUUGCAAAAGGGCGUACUCCGCUCCCGGAUAGCUCUGGGGCACGACCUUGGGUAUCACAGGAACCCACUGUCUCUGAACUCGAAGUAUCGAAUCAGCAAGAGGGAAGAUCGAAUGGCGGUGGCAAACCAUCCACUGAUACAGCGGUCCAAAUCGAUGAGCCAGCGUCCACCACGACCACAGCAGUUGCAGGUGUGGAUCAGUCGUAUCGUUUCUGGACUGAGUCUGAUCUACGUCGAUUCAUUGAAAUGAGGAAUGGCAGUGCUAAAUGGUCAGCCAUUGCCUUGGAAUUCCCUGAUCGAACACUCGAGGCCCUGAAACAAACAUACCACAAGCGGCGCCAUACAGUGGAAUAA